This is a messenger RNA of Linum trigynum, 1101 nucleotides long. The record is from the annotation of a GenBank genome assembly. Lineage: Eukaryota; Viridiplantae; Streptophyta; Magnoliopsida; Malpighiales; Linaceae.
AAAACUCAAUCGAUCGAAAUGAUAAGAAAUUCUUCCUGCAACUGAAUGGUCAUUGGUUCGGAUAUGUAUAUGGGAGGUACUAAUUAACGCCCUAACUUUUUAAAAUUAUCGCCCUAAAUUAAUCAAAUAGACGAUUCUACCCCAUUUCCUAAAACGGUCACCACCAAUGCCUAAACGCAUCGUCAAUCCAUCGCCCUAAUCUCUAAUUCUGCUAAGCUCGUCGCCGACGGAAGGAAAACUCCCGCUCAUGAAAUUCACCGGAAGAGUUCUCCACCCACGCCCUAAUUUUCCUUCGCCAAUCCACCGGCGGAAUACUCUGUCCAGCUGACGAAGUUCUCUACUCCACAUCCGUUGUUGUGCCACUCAAGGACGAAGAAGAAUGCACAUCUUUGCCCCUAGCCCAAUUGCAGAUCGUGGCCAAUAGGAUGAAUUGCCCGGCGAUGGGAUUGGUAUUAGCAGGGAUACGGUGAUGGGAUUCCUUCUUCCUCCUCAAGCUCGCCAGAAACAGAGGUUGGCCGUGACGAAGACGAAACUGAAUCCGACGGAUGCGACCUUCUCCUUCCUCCUCGGCUCGGCAGCAGAGUCUCGGCGGCAGAGGUUCGACCUUCGUUCUUCUCGCGGUGGCUGGGUGCCCCGUGGCGUCCGGUUUGGUUCUCUUGCCUCGGAGCCGCCGACUGGCUGGGCAGAGAAUGGAAUCGGAGGGCGGCGGCAGCUUUUCAUCGGAAGCAGAGCAAGGAGGCACGGAACUGAUGGGGGUAAGGGCGGCGUUGAUUGCCGGGGAAAGGGCGGUGGGGAAGCGAAAGAAGGAGGGGCUGGCGGGUUAGGGCUGUGAUUGUCAGGGGCAAUAUCGUCCGUUCAGAACAGCUUAGGGCGAUAAUUUUAAAAAUUUAGGGCGUCGAUUAGAAGUUCAGAUGUAUAUACCCCUACUCGAAAAAAAUUUCUCCAAACCCAAGGGGGGUGCAAAGCACCCCCUCCUCUCCAAGUUGCUCCGCCACUGGUUCAACCUGAUUUAACCUGUACCGGUCAUAAAACCGGUAUGACACCACCGGUAUGACCGGCAUGAUCGAUAUACGAAUCUCCAAAUAAAAUGAUAUUAUCUUA